UCCGUUGCCCUAAUCGACUCCUCUAGAGAAGGCGAAGGAGAGAGAAAAUUCCUCCGAUAAGGUUCCGUACAAUCCGAUCGACUUACCAGCGCCGUAUCUCGCCGCGACUCGGUUGAAUCGUCUGCUCUCUGAUUUGGAUCUUCUCUUUGAACCGCUUUGACUCAGUUACGUUCUGUAGAUUCAAACAAUGGAUCCAAUGGAUAUAGUCGGGAAAUCUAAGGAAGACGCUUCACUUCCAAAAGCUACGAUGACUAAAAUCAUAAAGGAGAUGUUACCACCAGAUGUACGUGUUGCUAGAGAUGCUCAAGAUCUUCUCAUAGAAUGUUGUGUAGAGUUUAUAAAUCUUGUAUCUUCAGAAUCUAAUGAUGUUUGUAACAAAGAGGACAAACGGACGAUUGCCCCUGAGCAUGUUCUCAAGGCACUACAGGUUCUUGGUUUUGGAGAAUACAUUGAGGAAGUUUACGCCGCCUAUGAGCAACAUAAGUAUGAAACCAUGGACACACAGAGAAGUGUGAAAUGGAACAGUGGAGCUCAAAUGACAGAGGAGGAAGCAGCGGCUGAGCAACAACGUAUGUUUGCAGAAGCACGUGCAAGAAUGAAUGGAGGUGUUCCGGUUCCUCAACCUGAACAACAUCCAGAAACCAACCAGAGAAGUCCACAAAGCUAAUUGAAACCAUCCUUUGAAUCCGAUUAGGCAAAAAAGAAAGAAAAAAAAAAAGCAUCCUGUUAACAUUCCCUUGUAAGUGCAAAUGCGUAUGUCCUCUGUUUAUAUGCUCUUUAGUAUAUUAUAUGUUAGCGUUUCAUGAUCUAAAAAACAAACCCUUGUGAUUCAGAUGUAAUUAGUAAAACAAUCCUUGUUUUGUGUUA
Capsella rubella is the source of this 867-nucleotide messenger RNA. Its product is annotated as protein Dr1 homolog. The transcript is spliced from 5 exons. The record is from RefSeq and is a predicted model, not a curated record. NCBI's taxonomy places the organism in Eukaryota, Viridiplantae, Streptophyta, Magnoliopsida, Brassicales, Brassicaceae. Gene Ontology annotation, molecular function: protein heterodimerization activity. Bases 188 to 667 code for a protein of 159 amino acids.